Molecule: messenger RNA, 2510 nt
Organism: Rhagoletis zephyria (snowberry fruit fly)
Lineage: Eukaryota; Metazoa; Arthropoda; Insecta; Diptera; Tephritidae
Product: GTPase-activating Rap/Ran-GAP domain-like protein 3
Biological process (GO): regulation of small GTPase mediated signal transduction
Molecular function (GO): GTPase activator activity
Source: RefSeq, a predicted model, not a curated record
UAGGACAUUGCCAUGUUUCGGGAAUUUCUGCUUGUUAAAAUGAUCAACGCUGAGAAGGCCACUUUUCAAACGCCAAUAUUUUCACAAAAACGCGAGCGGACUUUGGAUAUGUUGAUAAAAGAUUUAUAUGAAGAUUAUGUGGGUGAUAGUAAGCUGAAUAUGCUAAAUAGGACGCGCCUUCUCCGAAGUGCUGUACGAUGUGCCGCGCACAUCAAAAUAAAAGAAGACGCGCGCCAAAUUGAGUUCGUGCGCAUUGGCCAGGCACUCAAAUUGGAGGCAAUAGUACGUGGCGAUGCGCCAACUAGCAUUGCAUCGGCCAGUCCCUGUCACGAUAUUUCGCAAGCCACCGUGGGAGCCGCAUUGCUUCUAUCCAACUUCUACACCGCGGCACACUGGCAGGCGAUUCAGUUCGGUUGCAACGACGACAGCUUAUUUAUUGCCACCGACGAUGGCACAUUUCUGAUGAAAGAGGAUCAAUCACAUCAACUUAUCUUCGAUAAGUCAUUUCAAGUACGCCAACUCAGCGUAGUGGAGGACCAUGGGCUUGUGCUGAUACGUGGCGGUUCGCUAACUAAUCGUGACGCACACCGCAUGCAUGUCUUUCGUUUGCGUGAAUUCCAACCAAAAUAUGCAGAGGAGUCGCUACGUUGUCGCAGUCGCGCCGAAGUGAAGGAGCGACGCAUCGAACGCACACGUGGCUGUCAUUUAUAUGCGAGUUCACGUAUUAGCGGUGGCCAUUUGCGUUUAGUGGUGGCAGUCAACCGUAAAUUACAACUAUUCCAAUGGAAGCACACAGCCGCCUGGGCGUCGUGGUGUCCGGAGAAUGACACAGAAACGGUGGAGGGUUUCAUCUUCCAAAAGGAAAUCACGCUGUGUGAGUCGCCAAGCAUAAUUACGCCGCUGGAGGGACCGACUAACACUAAUGCGGGUGGACUCAUUUGCGUUGAUAUCACUACGAAAUUGUGUGUGAUCAAACGGGCACGGCCAACUAGACUCUAUGACUUGGAGACAGCAAAGAGGAAUCAGGCACAGCUGACGGCGGCCAUCGAACUCUGCGAUGGCUUGGAGACGGAACUACUUUUGUGCUACAAUCACACCUGCCACUUCCAAAAGCUGAGUGACCGUGAUGGCACGAAAAAUGACUUCGAUUUCCAUUGGAAUACUUCGCCCACGGCAGUUGUAUGCGCAUUCCCCUACAUACUCGGUUUCACUUCGGACUCAAUAGAAAUACGGCUACUGGUGAACGGAAAUUUGGUGCACACGGCCAUGAUGCCAGAACUGCAGCUGAUCACCUCAAAACGCGACAUAUUUUUUGUUACCACAGCACCUGAAUUCAUGUCUAAGGAUCUACACAUUAAAGGUCUGCAAAUAAAUGAAUUCUCAGCGUCAGAACGCCGUUUGGUCAACACACCGAGUGAGGCCUCGUCUAACGAAGAACUCUCACAAGGUGAACUGCUAUGCUCAACUCCCAAAGAUGUGCUCAUAAACCCUGAACACGAACUCACCAAUUUGCUGGAGAUACCCAACGCAAGUAUUCCAUUGCCCCACAUACACCGCGCUCGCUCGCUUCAAAAGACACACAAUGUUUACGAUGAAAAGCCGGUGAUUGCCAAGAGUAAUUCCUGCGGUGACACCGACAACCGAUUUAGCGGUUUGCGCAGCAACUCCAUCAUUGCAGAUCACCUGCAGCAGCAGCAGUGUGUGCCACCAAACUCACCCCGCCAUACCGCUAGCAAUGGCAGCAAUAACGCUACCAGUAGCAGCAGCAACAGCAACAGCAACAGCAGCAAAGGUAGUCAACAUUCGCCAAUGUCGCCCACACGGCGCACAUCAAAAUAUCGUAAUCUCUUUAAUAGUGUCGGAAGCGGUGGCGGGGGCGGAAAUUCGCCCAACAUCAUCACGGAUGGUGGUUGUUCCUGCUCGCCAGACCGUCUGAAACCGUUGCGCGUCUAUCGCAUUCCACUGGCCAAAUUGACUGGCGCCCACUCACACUUUCACAUGCAUGCAUUCAACGCAAUGGCAGCAGCGGCAAGUACAACGACACCGCCGCAUACAACACAGCACUUGAAUGCAUUUUCGUUGACGAAGCGCCAAAAGUCAAUGGAUGCGCAUUUGUCAUUGUCGAUGAGCAGCAGUCCCGGUGUUGUGUACCACGAAUGACAAAUGCGCGAAGUGAAGGCGACUGUAGGCAGGACCGCAUCCGCAGCUGCAUCUACAUCUGUCUACGCCAACCAGGCUCAUCAGCUGCAGCCGCAAGCCAGAUUAAUUGCAAAGUCCUUGCUGCGCGAACAGAAAUCAAUGGAUCUGCACUUUGGAGAGACGGAUUGCACCAAGGACGACAAUAAAUUCCGCGAGGAAGAUGAACGGCACGCUGAUGAGGUGCCAUUGCUGUACAAGGUGAGUCAAAAGCAAUGACGUCGCGUAAGAAUAAACCCGCACCAUCACCGUCGCGGGAAGUGCAAAUGUGGCUGACAAAAGAGCUGCGCAGGUUUCACAAAAAUAUCUCACAA